AUGCAUGAUGCAAAUCAACACGAACAAGCUGGUUUAGAAGAGAUGUUUGGAAGCGCAGAGACACUCAUUGAUUCUUUUACUGACAGAAAAACACCAAAUAAGUCUUCGCUAGACAUCCUCAGUAAAAAUAUUGACAUUCAUAUUGGAGUAUCUGAGUUGGGACGUCUUAAAAGUCGGAUUAAGUGUCUUAUGUUAGGAGGAAAAGAUGAUUGGCUUACAGCUCUGCAGUUGUUGAAACUGUUUGUUAGAAUAUCCACGUUCCGGCAUUCACUUUUAUUUAGAUAUCAGACUUGUUUGAAAACAAACAAACGCUUUCGAGAUACCAUAUCUGCUUUACAGACGUAUAUUGAAAAGGAAAGAAGAGAUAAUAUAUCAUUUCUUUCCAGUAUUUUUUCAGUGCCGACACUCAAAGAUGUAGGAAUUCUAACAAUUUUUGAUCCAUUUGAGGAAAAAGAGCUAAAUGCGUAUUUAGAGGAAUUGAACCUGAAGAUGAUAAACUUACAAAGCAUAAUUCAUAAUGGAGUUAUGAAUGACAAUGGUUAUUGCAAAUACGCCAGAAGGUCUUCUUCUAUACCAGAAAAUGCUCAGUGGCGGGUAAUUCUCGUCGAUGAGACUGAUGGAACCUUAAAUACCUCCUCGUAUUUCAUACUUUGUAACAAAAAAUGGCCAGAAAAACCAUUAUACGUGGAAAAGUCAAUCUUAAAACGUGCAAAGGGAUUAGACACGGAUUCAAAAGAACCAAAAGAAGUUUGCUUGUUUACGCUGACUAAGCCAAACCAAUCGGGCCCAAUUUCUGUACCUUUGCAACAUCCAGGAAAUCUGAAGGAAGAACCUACUUCUACAAAGGAUCGACGAUGGUCGUUUAGAAAAACAAGAAAAUUCAGGAAACGAAGUUUUACAGCAUUUUCAUUCAAAGAGAACAACUAG
Messenger RNA from Magallana angulata, 927 nucleotides. RefSeq lists its product as uncharacterized. The coding region runs from base 1 to 927 and encodes 308 amino acids. The record is from RefSeq and is a predicted model, not a curated record. The transcript is spliced from 4 exons. Lineage: Eukaryota; Metazoa; Mollusca; Bivalvia; Ostreida; Ostreidae.